This is a messenger RNA of Saprolegnia diclina VS20, 446 nucleotides long. RefSeq lists its product as hypothetical. The transcript has a single exon. The coding region runs from base 19 to 381 and encodes 120 amino acids. The record is from RefSeq and is a predicted model, not a curated record. Lineage: Eukaryota; Oomycota; Saprolegniomycetes; Saprolegniales; Saprolegniaceae.
UUGCAACAGCCCAGUACAAUGACCAACGUGACGAAGAAGUCGUUCUCGUUCCGCGCGCUCUUUGGCCUCCGCCGCAAGCAAAACAGCGCAAAACUGCACGACGACAACGAAGCCACCUCGGUGGAGACACCCGCAUCGACGCCCGCGUCGACUCCCCAGAGCAACUUGGCAACACACUUUGACGACGAGCCCGUAGUGGUGGAGAAGACACCCGUGCCCGUGAAGAUCCCAAUCACGUACUACUACAGCCAGACGACGUACGUUGGCGGAAAGAAGGUGCCAUUCACGCGCCUCCACGCCAAGCAGAACCGCCGCCGGCUCAUCAUCUACGAACGCAUUCACGAAGACCGCGCGUUCCUUGUCAACUGGCGAGGCGACUGAAGCUUCGCUUAGCUCUAUUUAUGCCUAGUAUCUAUCUAGUAAACAACUAUUUAUGACGACAAGAA